Messenger RNA from Phragmites australis (common reed), 691 nucleotides. RefSeq names its product 4-coumarate--CoA ligase-like 5. Gene Ontology annotation, molecular function: CoA-ligase activity. The record is from RefSeq and is a predicted model, not a curated record. Lineage: Eukaryota; Viridiplantae; Streptophyta; Magnoliopsida; Poales; Poaceae. The transcript has 3 exons. The annotation marks the transcript as partial.
UAUACUAACACUUUGUCUCUUUUGAGAAUUAGCAUAGGUUACCUUGGUGAUAAGGAUUCCACGUCUGCCAUUUUGGAUCGUGAAGGGUGGUUGAGAACCGGGUAUCUUUGUUAUAUCGACAAGGAUGGCUUCGUUUUUGUUGUUGAUCGGCUGGAAGAGCUUAUUAAGUACAAAGCCUACCAGGUUCCUCCUGCAGAAUUGGAAAACCUGCUUCAGACACACCCAGAUAUCGAUGAAGCUGCAGUUAUCCCAUACCCUGAUGACCAGGCUGGAGAAUUGCCUAUAGCAUUUGUCGUUAGAUGCUCUGGAAGCAACUUGCAAGAGAAGCAGAUCAAAGAUUUUGUUUCUAAACAGGUAUAUGCUUCAACACAGUAGUUCUACGGUCCAUGAAGUGUAGCAGUGGCCCUAAUGGUUAUCAGUUGCUGCGCAGGUUGUGCACUAUAAGCAAAUACACCAUGUCUACCUUGUGGAUUCAAUACCGAAAAAUGCUGCGGGUAAGAUUUUACGGAAGGACUUGGUAAAGCUAGCACGCAUCAGAUUAGCUCCAAGCUAUAGUGUUUCUGUAUGUGGCCAGCGUAAAGAGUUGCCUUGUGAUGUCUCCCUAACUGUAUAAAAGAAACAGAGAUACACGAAUAGUUAUUGGAUGAUGACAUCCGUGCUUGGAAAUCGGGUACCAAAUACCAAUAGUUGU